UGAAUCCAGCCUGAACCCUGAUAGACCCACAAAGACAAAAACACUUAACCUUUGGUCUUAGCCAUUGGUUUGUGUCUUAUCUAUCUAGUUGUGAGUACAGCUUUGUUUUGUGUUGUUUCUCAAACCCAAUUAUUCGAAGUCAAUAUUAAUGUACACCCCAAUUCAGGUCUUUGAUUUGUCAGAUCGCAACAAACAGCGCUCCCCCGCACUAGGUUGACCACUUUGCUUUUUGCACUUUUGGUUCUUCCUCUUACACCUCAUCGAUCAACACAGGUUGGAACAGAAGAAAUACCUUCAUUUAUUUAGUUUUGCUUUGAGGAAUGGGAAAAGUGACCCUUAUAUAACAGUAAUUUCAAAAUGAGUGGUAGUUAGGAGGCUCAGAAACACUAUCUAGCAGAAUUUUCAUGUGGGCUUUUGUUAAGUCAAGUUUCUUCAAUAUUAUCAUCAGAGCGAACUAAUACGAAGACCCCGAAGCAUUUUGACAAAGGAGAGGCUGAAAAACUACAGACCACCAAUGGAUGAAUUUGGUAAAAAAGAUGAAGGUCACUUUUACGCUGUAGAUUCAGCUUUUGGAAAACCCUACGAACUUCAGGGUUUCUCAACAAAAGAAAACGAUGAGCAAGAAGAGUUAUCCCUGCAAGCUUUAACGGAAAUAGAUUAUCGACUAGCCUAUUUUACUGAGAAGCUGAUGAAUUUGCAUGUGCUUUAUAUUUAUUUAUUAAGCGAGGAAAGUGAUCUUGAAGCAAUGGAUUCAAAGAAUAACAGCAUCUUGGCACAAUUAUUUGAGAAGGCAAUGUCAUUUGAUUUAUUGGCUGGUAUUUUGGAUUCUGAGGUAAGAGAGCUUGACAGUUUCAUGGACGCUCUCCAGGAAGAAAUUGUUAUUGCUCGUCAAAAAAUAUUUUCGUGCAGACAUUUGACCGAGGUUUUCCUUAUGAUGGACAAAAAAUUGCAUGACUCCGAAGAGUCUGUGAAACAGUUUCAACAGCAGUUAAUGGAGUUGAAAAUGCAAUCAUCCCAGUUACAGAAAACCAUGGAUGCUUAUAGAAAUGAGAAUUGCGAAACGGGGAAGGCCUUGAAUUUAUCAGGAAAUGGUCAACUUUCAGAUGUGAAAGCAAAAUCCAAUUAUCAGAUGGUUGAACAACGAAGAUAUAUUCUGCAAAUGCUUGAGAAAUCUUUUGCGAGGGAGGUAGCUCUUGAAAGGAAGUUAGCAGAGUCAAAAGACAAUGAGGACCUAAAGUUGAAACUCCGUUACACAGAACAAGUGGCAUUUUAUAUGGAAGAAGCAGCAGAAGUAGUUUGGGGAAGAUUUCUUGAGGCAGACAAUGCUGCAGAGGUGUUAAUGGGGAUUUCUAAAGGUAUAAUGGGACGUCUUCAAGUAACUGAGUUCAAUCUCAGUAGUUCUAUGCAACGAGAAAAUGAGUUGAGAUCAACAGUUCAAAAUUUGAUGGAGCAAAUCAAGGCUAAAGAUGCUGCUUUAGAUAAGCUUGAGACAUGUAAUGUCGAGAGUACUAAGGAAAAAUCUGAUGUGUUGGCUUUGAGGGAAAAAGUGAAAUUUCUUGAGAAGGAGAGAAAGGAUUUUGAGCUUCAGAUUAAUAAUGCGAUUGCAGAGAAUGAAGCAUACCAUGAACAUCAAAUUGAAAUGGAAAAUUUUGUUGAGUCUCUAAGAGAAAACAUUGACAUUGCAUUAAAUAGGGCUGAGAGUGCAGAAGCCAAGGUUACACAGCUAACUGAGACCAACGUGGAACUUACUGAAGAGAUGAAUUUUCUUAAAGGGAGUGCUAGCACUGCAGAAAAAAAGGUUGGUUCACUUGAGAAGCAACUAAGGGAAUUAGAUAUCCAACUACAGACUGCAAAGGCAUCUUCUGAAGCAAGUCAAGAACAGCAGAACAUGUUAUACACAGCUAUAUGGGAUAUGGAAAUAUUAAUUGAAGAGCUGAAGUCAAAGGUUUCAAAAGCCGAAAGUAAUAAUGAAAGUGCUGCUGAGAAAUGUUUUGUGCUAUCUCAAACAAACUUAGAACUUAAUAAAGAAUUGGAUCUCCUUAGGUCCAGAACAAUAUGCUUGAAAACAUCUUUGGAUCAAGCUAGCCAUACAAGUUUUUCAAGGGCAAAAGAAAUUGAUACUAAAACCAAACUUAUCAUGGAUAUGGUAAUGCAAUUAGCUGCUGAAAGGGAGCACAUCAAUAACCAGUUACUUGCUUUAAAACAGGAAAAUAAACAUUUGGUACAAAAGUUAAAGAAUACUAAAAUUGAUGGAUCUUUACAUACGUGCAACUAUGGACUGAACAACAGAAACGAAGAUCAAGCUUCCAACAUUGACUCAAGCAAUGAUAGCUGUGCUAAGUCCUCGGAUGAGGAAGUAAUAGAUCACUUUAAUGCCGCCUUUCAGGCAGGUGGGUGAAGAAAUUGCAAGCUCAAAAUCUCAAGCCGCAUCAUCUAUUUCGGCAGAUAAGCUUGCAAGUUGCAGAAAAUUGACAUUUCUUUCAGUAGCAUUUUUUGUCCCUCUGGUUUCUGUGUUAGCCAUCUGGUUGUUGGACAAAGGAAACAUUUUCAUUUCCGAAAGCUUAUGAUUGCCAAGUUAUGAACGCUAUAGAAAAUUUGUGCUUGUGUAGUUGGGCUUCCCUCAAGUCCUAGAGCGUCUUUAUGUUAUCUUAGUUGCUGUAACAGAUUUCGGGUAAUUUAUCAAUUAAUUAAUUACUAUAAUUAUAAUUUA
Messenger RNA from Vigna angularis (adzuki bean), 2710 nucleotides. RefSeq names its product WPP domain-interacting tail-anchored protein 2. Lineage: Eukaryota; Viridiplantae; Streptophyta; Magnoliopsida; Fabales; Fabaceae. The transcript is spliced from 5 exons. The record is from RefSeq and is a predicted model, not a curated record. Bases 515 to 2398 code for a protein of 627 amino acids.